AUGUGGUACCCGGCUCAUAUGGUGUCGGGUACCAUCCAGGCCUCACUACGCAUGCGAGGGCAAUAUCAGGCAAGGCAGGAAAGCUGUUACUUCCAGAAUGAAAUCCAUUGUUUCACGGCCUUGCCGGCCGAAGUCGCCAACCAAAGAUGUUGGGAAGAGCACUUGGCAAGGGGACGCAGCCACGGCUUCGGGUGGUGGUUCUGGAAGCCGGCGUUGGUGAAUCACCUUCUACGGACAGGGGCCCUCCGUGAUGGUGACACCUUGGUCUACUGCGACGCAGGGUGCGUGAUCGAUCCAAGGUCAGGCCAAAGCUGGGAAUCCUUGUUGGAACGAGUGCAGCCGGAGGAAGGACUGCUCGACAUCGUGGCUUUCCACCACCAACAUCUGGAGCAUCGCUACACAAAGGGUGACACCUUUGCACACUUUGGUGCGCGGUGGGACGAGGACUUCGGUUUGAGCUGUCAGUUGGUUGGCGGCUACUGGCUGGCAAAGAUCAAUGCCAGGACCAGAGACCUUUUCGCACGCUGGGAGGACCUUGCCAAGGAAGUGUCGUUGAUCUCCGAUGAUGAACCUCGCGUGCCAAACCCUCAGUAUGUGGAGAAUCGUCAUGACCAAAGUCUCUUCUCUAUGCUUAUGAAGAGCAGCGGCGCCGUCUUCGAGCGAAAGAACGAUGAGCAUUUCAAUGCCGCCGGCGCGCCGGGCAGAGGGUGCACAACCUUCCAGUCCACUGUGGGCACGAUGCAUCCGCAGCUGGGCGUCUCCGGUCUGAAGGCCGUCGUCCUUCAAGAUGUAGGUUGGCCCAUCUCUGGCGAUCCUCUUCAGCCGAUAAAGGCAGCGCGGCGCGCAGAAGGUCAACUGCCCAAGGACAUGGACCUCGGUGGUGAGGGCUGCUAUUGA
Symbiodinium natans is the source of this 897-nucleotide messenger RNA. The record is from the annotation of a GenBank genome assembly. NCBI's taxonomy places the organism in Eukaryota, Dinophyceae, Suessiales, Symbiodiniaceae.